Ctenopharyngodon idella (grass carp) is the source of this 8627-nucleotide messenger RNA. RefSeq names its product A-kinase anchor protein 2. The transcript is spliced from 13 exons. Gene Ontology annotation, cellular component: membrane. NCBI's taxonomy places the organism in Eukaryota, Metazoa, Chordata, Actinopteri, Cypriniformes, Xenocyprididae. Gene Ontology annotation, biological process: regulation of cell shape. The coding region runs from base 336 to 4148 and encodes 1270 amino acids. The record is from RefSeq and is a predicted model, not a curated record.
AUGAGGAACUUGUCUAGCUGAAAAGACUCAAGGUCUGUAAAAAAACAAAUCCUACCAAAUUAACGGCAAAAGGUACAGCACACGCUCCUGCUGGUAAGCUGAGAUGGGCCUCAGGACCACUGCUGCGCCUCCUUGCUGGGCAAACAACUGAGACGGACACUUUCAACUGUCAGCCAUCCUAGGAAUGCAGAGGGUCAUGUAACACUACAGCUCUCAGGGAUAGUGGCUUACUGCAGACCUGAAAUAAGCUAGACAGAGCGGAAGCAAGCUGCAAGCAUCCAGCAUCCAUCUGAAAUCUCAGGAAAAGGUGGAGAAGAUCCAUCAUUCCCAAGGUGAUGCUGGUAACAGCAGCAGAAAGAAGACGAGCAAAGAAAGAGGAAGAGGGAGAAGACGCAGCCAUGAUGGGCACACCUCUCCGGAGGAAAGCCCCGGCAUAUGAGAUGGCUGAAGCUGAACUUCAUAAGGAAAGGCUCCAAGCCCUGGCGGAAAAACGGAAAAGACAAGCCGAGAUAGAGGACAAAAGAAGACAACUCGAUGAACUUGUUCUACAACUUCAACAUUUCAAGUCUAAAGCCAUGAGGGAGAGAUGGCUUCUGCAAGGGACACCAGCAGUGCCACAAGAGGAAGAUGAAGGUCGUAGGAAACAGGUUGAGCAAGAUGAACUUCACGUCAAAACACUAGAAGAUGCCAUUCACAGAUUGGAAUCAGAAAUCUGUCUUUUGGAGAAUGAAGAAUUACAGAUCUCAGCUAAAGAACAGGUUCUCAGAGAGCGGCUGCGGGAAACAGAGAGAUCUAUUGAAGAUCUACAGAAGAGUCUUCAGAAUCAAGAUGGAGAUGCGGUAAAUUACAACUGCUCCCAGAUCCCGGACCUCCCAGAACUGAACUCCCAAACUCCCGUCUCAGCUUCAGCGGAUCAACAACCGCCAAGAAAAUCUGCAUUAUACGCCAUGGAGAUCAAUGUCGAAAAGGACCGGAAAACGGGUGCCACCAAGAUCCUCUCGGCCUCAGCAGUCAGCCCACAGGAAGCUCACCAGAGGGGCGUCAAAGUCUACGACGACGGCCGCAAAGUGAUCUAUGAGGUGCGUUCUGGGGGAUCUACUACACUGGAGAAUGGCACGCACCCCUGGAGUCCCGGCCAGGUGGACGAACUGAUGCAGCAAGUUGGCCAGACCCAACAACGAGGUGACGGCGGCCGAGUCACUGUCACACCAGCUGAGCCACAGCCAAUGGGAGGACAGUUGAACACCAAAGAGGCCAAGCAAGACAAAAAACAAACCCCUAGCAAAGGCUACGAAGGUGAGGUCACGGAGACUCCAAAGGCCUCAGCCGACAAACCAGUGACCAUGAUCUUCAUGGGCUACCACAGCAUAGAGGACGAGGAGGAAUCCAAGAAGCUGCUUGGCUUUGAUGGCACUAUCAAGGCCGAGAUUGUCCUUAUUGACGAGGACGAUGAGAAAUCUCUUCGGGAGAAGACCGUCACUGAUAUCUCCACCAUCGACGGCAACGCCGCUGACCUCGUGUCGGGCCGGCCUCUGUCCGAUACCACUGAACUGUCUUCAGAAGGCAAAGAUGAAAGCUCGACCAAGGAACUGCCAACCACAGGCAGUGAAAAGGCGCGAUCAGUGCUGCUGACAGCAGAGAAUGGACUGUAUCCUGCAGCAACUGCACGAACUUCAGACCCUCUGAAGUCCCCUGUACUCUCAGAGGAUGACAGUGAGCUGAAAAGAGAGAGAAGCCUGAAGACUGUAAGUUUUUUCGAUUCAGUGAGUGUAAUAUCCACUGGUGAGAGCAGUAUGGAUGAAGUUCAGACUGAGACCCAGCAAAGUUAUGUGAGCAGUGGGCAGAACAGAGUGAGACAUGGGGGAGAAGGACUGGACAGUGAAGUUGCCAAGGAAAUCCUGUACCUGGAUCAGGUCCUUGAGGACAACUGUUGUGACCCCAGGGCAGAAAUGACUUCAAAUGGGACAAGUUCCCCAGAGAUGAACUCAAUUAGUGUUCAUGGAACUGGACCAUCUGUGCAUAUUUGUGACACAUCGCCCUUACACAACCAUGAAGUUGUUUUAGAAGGGAAAAAACAGACCACUUUUGUUGAUGAUAACUUUAACACUAAACCAAAUGGUCAUGCAGCAAUGAUAGGAAAUGACUGUACAAGGUCACCCGAGUCACCUAGAACAGCAAUCAAGAAAGAGGCACGUUUUGAGCUCCGACCAUUCCACGAAGAGAAGAAGCCAUCAAAACUAUUUGACACCCCAACUGAGAAAGAAGUUCGGGUGAAGAAAGUCAGACCCUCUGAGGAAAUUGCAGAGCUAGAGAGAGAAAGGCUGGAACUCAUCCGGGGUCAGGCAGUCAAGAAAAAUCCUGGAAUUGCAGCAAAAUGGUGGAACCCGCCUCAGGAAAAGGCACUGGAAGAGGAGCUGGAGCCAGAGCAGCUGGAGUCUCUUCGAAGAUAUGAGGAGAGGAAGCAGAGGAGACCAGAAACCAACCGUAUGCCGCAAGCUGCACCCAGACAGACAAUCUCUUUUAUCCAACCUGAAAUAGGAAACAAGGAGGAUGUCGUCAUGGAAGAGAUUGACUUUUCUGCAGCACGCAAGCAAUUUCUGCAGAUGGAACAUAGCAAGCAGCCCACAGCCCCUAAGAGGAAUGUGGCACCUCAGCUUUACUCUGCCAAACCUUUCUUCAGGACUCCAGAGGUCACGCAUGUAGAGAGACCAUGCGGUUCUGUCACAGUUGCCAAUCAAGAAGGGGUCACAUUCUAUGAUGGAAGUGAAGUUACUACAGUCAAAGCUGAAAAGAUUUACUGCUGGUCUGGAGAAUCUGACAUGCCACCCAAAGAUAGUUUGGCUCAGAACGAGUUGAAAGAUGAUGAUUUUACUUGUGCCCGGGCAGUGAUGACCAUUGUGAAGGAAGAAGAUUCUGAUUUGUGUCAACGUUCUUUGAACAGCUCCUAUCAUAUGGAAGAAAUUGACUCCGGGUUAGAUGACCUAUCCCUACGGUCUCAGGACACCACUGUUCUUGAGACGCUCUCCAAUGACUUCAGUAUGGACAACAUAAGUGACAGUGGUGCAUCAAAUGAGACCAUGAGUGCCUAUUUGGAAAACUCUCUUGGGGAGUACUCUUUUCCCUCCACUCCAAUGGCCACUACACCAAUCAAUGGGAAACAUGAAAGUGGUAUCAAAUCUCCAAGCGAACAGAGUGGGUCUUAUCAUGGAGAAGGCAUGACGGAAGAAGAGCUGGAAUACCAUGCUGGUAUUCUUGUCCAAAAUGCUAUCCAGCAAGCCAUUGCUCAGCAGAAUGACAAUUGGGAGCCUCUUCAGGCCACACAACAUUCAUCUCCUAUCACUGAGAGAUAUGUGGAAAGUAUUCAACCCCAACCCCUAGUGGAGAGAUCUACUGUCACACCACCUCCCAAAGUGCCAUCCCCUCUGGAGGAGAAGAAAACAGUUGCUCCUCAAAUAACUGUAGUUCAAGCCGCCCCAGUUAUCCCAGUGAACACCUACAGACCCCCCAGUCCCUCUCCACCACCAAGUGAGAAACCAGAAUUCAGCUAUUUCAGUAAGUACUCCGAGGCAGCAGAGCUCAGGAGCACAGCAGCUGUCACUCGUGCUCAGGAAACGGAAGUCACCUCAGGGCCAUUCAAACUGCGCUCACGCAAACAAAGAACCCUGUCCAUGAUCGAAGAGGAGAUUCGGGCAGCCCAGGAGCGUGAGGAAGAGUUGAAGAGACAACGGCAAGCGCAAACAUUGCACCCGCCCCGUACACAAAAGCUGAAGGCCAGCAACCAGCCAAACAAGCUGGUCCUUACUGGGAAGACAGCACCAGGUAAAAUUGAGAAGGUUCGUCAAGUUGCUCCAGCAUCACCGUGCUCUUCAGAUGGAGCUCUGCCCUCGCCACUGUCUGAUCUGGGCAGCGAUGACUCUGGAGGAGGACAGCGACCCAAGAACUUUAUGCAGACUUUGAUGGAGGACUACGAGACACACAAAGUCAAGCGCAGAGAGAAAGCUGAGGACAGCAGUGUUCUGGAGGCAACGCGUGUCACUCGCAGAAAAAGUAACAUGGCCCUCCGGUGGGAAGCAGGCAUCUACGCCAACCAGGAAGAGGCUGAGGAAGAGGAGGAGGAGGAGGAAGAGGAGGAGGAGGAGGAAGAGUAAACUUUCUUUCUAUAAUGAAAAGAAUGAGAAAGAGAGAAAACCAGAGGGAAAAUGUGCAACGGGACAAACACAAGUAUUUAUUGGGAAUUCACACCUCUCGGAAGAUUUGUUCUGUCCAUUUCUGAAGAACAUAUGGGACAUACCUUCUCUCGACAUUGAAGACCAGAGAUACUACAACACUUUACAUUUACACUACCAAGAUAUUGAUUUUUCUUUUGUGCUGAUAUGUUUUAAGAAAAUGGAAUGUGCAAAGACAAGUAUCACUUUUCUUUUUUUCCUUUUUCUUUCUUUGAGACUUUGGGAUUUUUGGCAUUAAUGUUGCAACUUAGCAAAUAAGAUUAGUGUGAAGACCACAUUGCAUUUAUACUUCACGAACAUAAAGAUGUUACCGUGCAGCUGAGGACGUGGAAAAAGAAUGAAAAAAAGAGAGAUAAUAUUUCAUUAUUAGCUGAAGGAGAUUGGAUAAAUCAGAUUUCAUGCAAGAUUAUUGACAUUUUGACUUUACACAAUGUGUCUUGCAGUGUCCGAAAGGGCAAAUUACUGCAAUUUGGUUUCCUGAUACUUACAUUUUCACAUGAUCUCAGUUGCAGCCUGUAGAGAUAGGAAGACUCAAAUCAUUCUCCUAAUUUUGCCAUAUUGUUCAGAAAGAAACUUUAAUGAGGAGGACAAAUGAAAGUAGGGCACAAACAUAUAACCUUGAAAGACUGCGUGAGGCUACAACAAUAAAUCAAAGCAGAAGAGGAAAAAGCGGUAAUAACUUGCAGAGGUGGUCAUGGCUUUUUAUAGGUGCAUUCUCUAUUGACAAAAGACAGGAAAUGCGUGUGAAAUUUUAGGAUGUUAUUGCUGUUUUGCAGUUGAAGGCACCUGUAUUUAGCUUGAAGUUAUAGCAUCAGAUGUAGUGUAGUGCAGAACAUUCAAUGGUGGCUAGAUUUUUUGGGAAUGUUUAUGCUGUGUUAUGUGUAGGGAAGAACAGCAAAAGCAGUGACUUUAAAGUGCCCCUAUUAUGCUAUUUUAAAGAUUCCUAAUUUUGUUUUUUUCAGGUCUCCUACAAUAAAUUUACAUGCAUCCAAGGUCAAAAUUUUCUUAUAAUAUACAUUGCAGCAUCAGCUCUUUUCUCUCAAUGUCUGAAAAGGAUUCGGUCUCUCUUAACCCCUCAUUUCUGAGAGCUUACUCUGCUCUGAUUGGUCAGAUGGCCCCAUCUGUUGUGAUUGGUCUACCGCAUGCCAGAAACCAAAUGUCUAUGAGCAUAUCUGAAUUUCAGCUCUGGAUCUUCCUCAGCACUUAAUACACAGUGAUACAAACAGUAACGAUGGCGUUGGUUUUACCGUAUUAAUUCAAGCAUCCUUUGGAAGUGCAUCAAAAUGGAUUUUCUUUCGCAGCGCAGAAAACAGCAUCUUUUCGACAUGUCGACAACACAAACCAAACUCUUCCAGUCUCAGCUACAACAACAGUGUUUGAGAGUCAAAGUAGACAUUUUUUUUGUGGGCAGCCAAUGAAGGCCAUAUGCUGGCAUUAUGCAAAUUUGUUACAAAGCAGGAAGUAAGAAUGGAAUUACUGACGACUCAUUUCAGGCAGUUUAGAAUCGGUUAUUUCUUUAAGGAGACAAUAACUCCAUUUAUCUGCACUUUGACCUUUGAAACUUUGCAGACCUUUUACAUUCACAAACAGCUAUAGUAUAUUUCACACUACAUGAAAGGUAAUAUCUGAAAAAGCAUAAUAAGGGCACUUUAAUACAAAAAAAUGAAGGAAAGAACAUGAUAUGUUGAUAAAGAUAGCUUAAAUACGCAAGAAUUCACUGAAUUGCUUAGUUGAUGUUUAAAUUAAUUAUAAUUUAAAACUUUUCUCUUUUUGGCACUUUUAAAGCAAUUACCAGCAGAAAUUGUAAACAAGAUACCAUUAUUUAACACAGUUAAAAAAAAAGAUUGAUACAAAUGUACACAUUAAUGUCUGAAAUGUUGGAAUGAUUUAAUUUUUGGUUUAUUAUUUUAUUCCUAUUCUUUUUUUAAAUAUUUGGCAAUAUAAAGGAUUUUAGUUGCAAGAACAAGCAUCUAUACAGGACACUGAUAUCAGUGAUGACCACACAGCGUAAAGGAAACAAAGAGGACAAAAACAUGGACAAAUAUUCUUCUAUAUUUAAUCUUUGACUUCUAUUUUUUGCCUUUGGCCUGAUGCAUUUGUCAAGCCACAAAUGAAGACAAUCCCACAAGCAUCAUUCAACAAUGUGGCUUUGAUGUUUUUGUAUACUCCACAUAUAAUAUAUAUAUUACAAAGAAAAAAGUAUUUAAUGGACUGCUGUCCUUUAAUGAGUACAUGAAGUAUUUGUAGUCUCCGAUUUAGAGUGGCAUAUAUUGCAUAGUUUCUCAAAUUGCAGGCAAAAAAAGACAAACUAGAAACUCUAUAACAGUUAUGCAUUAUUAAAAUGUGUGGGUGUCAUAAAGUUACACCUAUUCAGAACAAUACAUGUUUCUGUAGAAGGUGCAUCAACUUUAUUUAAUGGAUGAAAACCGAUGUUUGUUGAUCUCUGGAUACUGACUUUCUGAAGUGUCCAUUUGUUUGAUGCUUGAUGUGAGAUUGUGUAACGACCAUCAGUUUUUGGCAGGAUGUUGGAUUUUUACUUGGAUUCUUUGAUAUGAGAUGAUUAUUGUUGGUGAGCAAAUAAUUUGAGUUUUAUAAGGGGAAAAUAUUUUUAUUUGAGCAGUGAGAUAUAUACAGUGUUCCUAUAAAUGGAAAAUAGUUUUGGAAAAAUUACUGGUGUUUAGUACUAUUACUGCACAUUUAUUCAUAUAUACUGUGUUGUGUGUAUUUGAGGGCCAAGUAUGCCAUAUUAUAUACAUUUUCAGAGGUUUUCAUUAGUUUGUUUAGGUGCUGUAGGUGACAUUUCUAGCACAGAGUAGUUAAAGUAUUGACUGUGAUGCUGACAGGUUUUGCAUCAUGAAAUGUGCAGCAUUCAAAUUUAAUGUAAAGCCAGCUUUAGUUCACUAAAGAUGGCAUGCUUUUGUAUUAUGAUGUAUGAGAAAUUGACAAAAAUGGUUGUUUUACCUCAUAAGAAACAAGCCAAUGUUCAAAUCUGUAAUAUAAUAGGACUCCUACGGCAUAGGAUGGUGGCCAAAAUUGCUUUUAAUGUAGAAUACCAGAAAAGAAGGAACCAUUAAAAAUUUUGCAGUGUUGCUGUUGUUGAUGUGUAAAGGCGUUGUAGAAAAAGCAUCAGCCUUUGAGGACAUCUGGGGAACGCAUUGCGAUCACACUAGAGAAAUUUUGACAACAAAUUGUCAAUUGUUUAUUGUCAAUAGUGUAGUGAUGUAUGAAACACAGAAGUCACUUUUUUUCAGCUACGGAAUAGUUAAAAAAGUCACAAGUUGCGCGUUUAUAUCUCAACUUUUUAUUUCUCAGAAUUGUGAGAUACAAUCACUAUUGCGAGAAAAUGUCGGAAUUGUGAGCUUUUUUCUCAGAAUUGUGAUCUCAGUUCUGACUUAUUUUCAUAGUUCUGAGUUUAUAUCACAAUUCUGAGAAAAAUGUCAGAAUUACAAGAUGUAAACAAUUGCGAGGGAAAAAACUUGCGACUUUAGCUCUCAGAAUUGUGACUUUAUAUCUCACAGUUCAGUUUUUUCUCAGAAUUGUGAGGUAUAAACUCGCAAUUGUGAUUUAUGAAGUCCGAAUUACGAGCCUACAAACUCGCAAUUCUAAAAAAAUGUCUGAAUUGUGAGAUAUAAACUUCUAAUUGGGAGAAAAAAGUUAUUACUGCAAUUAUCUUUUUUUUUUUUUUUUUUUUCUGUGGUGAAACAAGCUAGUAUGGGACGAAAAAUUUCCACACGCAGAUUUUUUUCACUUUUAAAUUAUGCAAAUUCACCAUAUUGACCAACAGAAAGUGACUUCUGUGUGAGCAGUGCUUUGUGCAUUGCCACUCUAUUGACAAUAGACAAGGGACUGUUUAGCCCGUGAAAUUGUUGCUAAUGUGACCGCGAAAGUUUUCAACUACAAAUAUAGGCCUACUUUAGACUUCUAGUCAAGCGUUUGCCAGUGUCGCUGCUGUGUGCAUGACAAAUACUGCGUUUGUUAAAAUAGAUUUUCAGUUUCAUUGUCAGUUUCACAAAAUAACUUUCUUUUCAAGAAAAAAACUUGCCUUCAGUGAAAUCACAAAAUGUAUUGCUUUUUUUCCACAGUUUGAACCAAGUAAACAGUGUUUUUUAAUUUUACUUUUGAAGUAACACCAAAAAUAUGUUUGCUCUUAUUGUUUAAAUAGUUAGUUAUUAUUACAAAUCCAUUUGCAAAUGCUUCCUUAAAAGGUUUAAAGAGUGGGAGAAACCAAGGGAAUACUGAUAUGGUGUGAUAAUGCAAUCAUGCUUUCAAAAGCCCUCUUUUGACAUGUUAACCACUUAUUGUAUGUUAAUAUUCUGCUUAUAUUGUUUUAUAGUAAUUGUAAGUCUCACUCUUACACACAUAUAUAAUUAUUUUCUCAUUAAAAAGAAAAUGUGUAAAUCA